Effrenium voratum is the source of this 3073-nucleotide messenger RNA. The record is from the annotation of a GenBank genome assembly. Lineage: Eukaryota; Dinophyceae; Suessiales; Symbiodiniaceae.
CAACAUGUGCCACGUGAAGGCGUUUUCUGCCCUAGGACCGGCUAAGCCGGGAACCAACAUGCGAAGUAUUUGGCUUUUGCUGUGUUGUCUCACAUGCAGUGCCUUCCGCCCCUCCGUCAAGCUCAGGCCUGCGACCGGAAGUCUUUUGGAGCGGCACCGUCUUCUGCUGGCGAAGAUCAGGCUUGCGGCUGAUCCGGAGGAGACACCAUACGCAGACGAGACCAUGAAGCUGAUCCACAAUUUGCAGCAGGCGCCGUCGACCCUCAGGGCCGAGGAGCCGGAUGCGACAUCACCAGUGCCCGCUCCGCCGAGACACGCGCCGCAAACGGACUUGGCGCAGCAGCGCAUCAAUCAGACCAUCGAGCUCUUGUACAAAGGCACCCAGGAGCGCUGCAAUGGCAACAGCAGCAACAACAGCGUGGUCCUCAAUUUCUCGAAGGACGUGUCCGAGUUGUGUCACACAGCUGUGACGGAGGACCCCAAGACGCUGAUCCAGAAAAUGUGGGGCUACUUCAAAGACAAGUCCUCCGAUGUGGCCACGUGGCUCUGCAACAUUGCCGAGGGCACUGUUGACGAGACCUGGGUCUCCAAAUACGGCGAGCGGGUGGAAUGCGACGAGGCGGCCCAGGAGACCUUAGGGGCGCUGGUGCAGUUGGAGUUCGGCACACCUUUGGAGCGGCUACAGGCGAUGGCGCGGUUCUCGCUGGCCAGUGUGAAGUUCGCCUUGGUGGUGGCGGGCCCCUUCGUGCCUGAGCCUUUCGGCUUCGUGGCGCGGACGAUGCUGAACUCGCUGCUGAGCAUGCUCACCGAGGAGGCUGAGCAGGAGUUGGACUCGCUGGAGGGGCAGAUCGAGAAGAUCAGCAGAAAGACGGCGACCCAAGUUCUGCUACGAGAGAUGUUCCGCGUGGGUUCGGCCCAUUCCCGUGCAGCAGAUGACCAGAUCAAGGACAUGUCCAUGGUCGACAGCCUUUGGAGCAGCAGCAUCUCCACCCUCGAAUCCAGCGCUGAGAGCGGCUCCGCUCAGGCCUUGUGGGAGGCGAUGCAGAAGGUGACGAGCUUCAACCGCUGGGCCAUCAUUGAGCACGACCUGGCAAUGGGCAUGGAGGUGCUGCGGCCUCCAGACACGCUGGACCUGGAAGACCGGGCGACCUUUGUGAAGUUGCUGCAGCUGCACUUCGAGAUGUACGUUUUCGUGCUGGAGCGGAUGGCAGAGGUGGUGGAGGGAUACACGAGAGGCGCCGAGCUGAAAAUGGAGCUCACGAAGAAGGCCAGGCGUUUGGGGGCGCUCGCCCUGCCGCAGCUGGCUUUGUUGAGCACCGCCGGCGAGCCCGGCAAGGAGCUGGGCCGAGUGCGGGUGAUGUUUGAGAGCCAGCUCCUGAAGAACACCACGAAGCAGCACCUGAUCAAAGGCUGCGAUCUGCUGGAUCAGGACGCCUAUGAGUUUGAAUAUUUGGUGGCCUGCGUGUGGCUGCCCUCGGUGCCUGCCGUGCCUUUGGCGGCGCCGGUGGUGCAGUCCUCCAAGUCGGUUCCGCCGCAUGACAUGGCCUUCGACUUCCUCCACGCCAUCGAGGGCAUCGAGCUGGGCGCCCAGGCUGCCCAGGCGCACAUCAACCUGCCCCAGUCCACCAUCUCCUGCGGGCCCGGGCAUUUCAUCUUGCGCGCCACCAGCGGCACUGCAGAGGUUUCGACCACCUGGAGUACUCGCAGGGAGCAACGGUUCGAUGGCCUUUGCGCGGAGACAGAGCCUUUGCUGACGCUGGUGCCAAACACCCAGUUUACCAGCGAGGGACUUUGCACCGACGUGGUGUCCCUCUUUGCGGACCACACGAUGGCAGUCGUCCUCAGCCUACAGUUCGCAGGGCCGGCGGAGAGCUACGGGAAGAUCAGCAGCUCCACCUGUCAGCUCGCCUACCGCCGCUCGGAGAGCCUCUUCCACAUCCCAGGAGCUUUAGAUGAGCUGCAAGUGAUCACCCAUUUCAUGAACGAUCACACCGUCCCCUCGAGCUUGACGGUCUAUGGUGAUUGGGCCUUUCAGCUGGAGAACAGCACAGAAGCCACCCCCUGGUACUCCGUACAGGUACUUGAGUUCCAAGGUCGACCAAGUUUUCGUUUGCGGUCCCAGUACGAGAUCAAGCCGCCGGAAGUCACCGAUGUGGUGUUGAGCAUCGCUGUGCUGAGGGGCAAUGUCAUCAUGGGACUCCAAAACGGCGACGUGGUGACGCAAUGCCACCGCCGCCUGGGCUUUCGCACGGUGCUGCCUCGUCGCUUCAGCCUGGGCUUCGCGGUCACCAGCUUGGUGGCGAGGAACGGCUACAUCUACGCUGGUGGCCGGGACCAUGACAAGGUCGUCGCCAUCCAAGUCUUAUCGGGUCGCCUCACGCCUUUGGCGCUGCAAGCGAGCGCCGGCGCCGCAAGCGAGCUGAACCGCUUGACCACCUUGGACUUGGCUCUGGCCAAAGAGUUCAUCUACGUGGCGACUAUGAACGGUAUCACUCAGCUCACCCUGGGCGGCUUUCGCGCCUCAGCGGGGCGAGGUGCAAAGCCCGGGCUUCCGAGCUUCGCCGGCGCCACGGAGGGCUUCCUCUACGCGGUGUGGCGAAACAACCUUGAGACGUCGCAUCCCCACAUCCAGCGCUUUGCCAUCUCACGGGGCGAGCUGUCCGACGAGCACAUCUUCAGUGUGAACGGCGAGAACCAGCGGGUGACUUCUGUGGGCACCGCAGUCAUGGGCAAGUUCUUCCGAGUCAAGCAGUCAGGCUUGAUGAUGCUGGAUUUGAACCGCGAGGAGUUGUUGCGGGAGUUCAGAUCGAACGCCGACCUUUGGGAGAAGAUCGGCUCUUUGGUCAAGUAUCCAGACUACUACUCGGGAGUCAAGAUCUGGCAGAAGCGUGUGUUUGCCACCUCUGGCACCAACAAGCCGCAGGCAAAGAAAGUAGAGAAGGAGGAGAGCUUAUUGAAGGCGUACCACCACAUCCACCACGACAAAGCCAUCCACGGUCACGUCGAUCUCAGUGAUGGCGCGAUGCCCUUUUAGCCAGAGCAACUGAGACUCUCACUCCCUGAAUUCCUGGGC